AUGGACAAUACAACAAAUCUUCCAACCCAAGCAAAUAUGGAUGACCCUGGAAUGGAAACCGAUCCAAACUCCCUACAAAAUAUCAAAAUUCUCCCAUUAAAUUCUUCUAUACCAGUCUUACAGCCAGAAAAUCCAACUUCUGGUCGCACAACCACAGCGAUCCACCUUGAUAUCGAUCCUUCACAAUAUAUAAUCUUUCGCAACAUGCUCUCCAAGACUUGCAAGAAUCUCGGAUUGAGAAUGGAGGUUGAUUAUGCAACAAUGUCAGAUAUCGCGAGAAUACAAGUUGGUGUGAUUAAAAAGAGACCCGCGAACAUUGCAGCAGAUGAUUCGAUUAGGUCCAGGACAAGAUCAGGAGGGAAGACUUCAAAUUCCACGAGUUACAAGGAAAACGAUGAACGCAUCGAUGGCUUUGAGAAGUCAGACUCCGAACACGUGGACAUGGACCACGCAGAUCCUGAACAUGGGAUUUCCGAACCUAGCACUUCCGAGCCUGGUACCACUGAACUAGAUUCUUCGACUACACCAGUAUCGCUUGAUAAAGUUAGGAAAGUCGAUACUAUGUUCACCAAAACAGAACUUAUUGCUUUGGGUGUAGCAUACUCGGUGGUACCAUCUUGGCCACUUGUAGCUGAAUACUUCCCUCACCGCACGCAAAGAUCGCUUUACCAGACAUUCAAGCAUACAUUUACUCACUCCGGUAACGGACAUGAGUUGGCUCGCGAUAGCUUUCCACCUGGAGCCGAUAUUCCCGAACUGAGAAAGAAAUUUAAAACAUUAAGAAAGCUUGGGAGUCGCACACGGCGAGUACUGGCGGAAGAUUUACCAAAAGAGUAUGGGAGAGAUAUUAUUAGGGGCCAUCUUUCUCUUUCAAGAUGGCAAAAGAAUAAUAGGAAGCUGUCGGAAAAUGGUGAACUGACUUUUGAGGCAAGGCCUCUUUCAUCUCGCCAAGAACGUGAACAAGCGCUACAAGAGGAAUGGGAAGACGAGGAUGAUGACUCCGACUUUGAAGAUAUUCGAACUGCCGGCGCGGCCAUGGUCAAAGAAGAAAAUGCGAGUCAACCAACCAUUAUUAAGGCGGAUCCAGACCAAACAGAUCAGUCUCGACUCUCGAAUAUCCAAAAAUCUUCAAUCAUUGAUCUAGAGGCGUCCACUCGAUUCUCUGAGUCGAGUCCUGAUGCGAAUAUUCGAAACCCAAGUGAUUCAACAAAGCUUCAAUCUAAAUCGGCACUCGAAAUUAGCAAAAGUCAUUUGAUUGAGCAACUUUCUCAGUGCCAGAAUGAAGAGGAGUUGUGCCGAGUUUUGGUGAAGGGGCUGGAGAUCGCUAAAGAGGAUCCAGAUGAACCUUGCAGAAAGCGCAAACCUGGGCGCCCAACGAAGAGAAAAAGGGGAAGCUCUGACUUGACUUGA
Molecule: messenger RNA, 1410 nt
Organism: Sclerotinia borealis F-4128
Lineage: Eukaryota; Fungi; Ascomycota; Leotiomycetes; Helotiales; Sclerotiniaceae
Source: the annotation of a GenBank genome assembly